CCGAGUGGCGUCAGCGCAAGAUGGCGGCCUCGGCAGCUCUCUUCUCGCGCUUGCGGAGCGGGCUCCGGGUAGGCGCGCGGGGACUGUGCACGCGGCUGGCGCCGCCACCUCCCCGCACUCCAGAACAGGUUACUGAGAUCGCCAACCGUGGGGGCUCCAAGACCCAAGGGCCACAGCAUCAGCCAGGCUCAGAGGGUCCCAGCUAUGCCAAAAAAGUUGCACUGUGGAUUGCUGGUUUGCUUGGGGCUGGUGGGACUGUCAGCAUCGUCUACAUUUUUGGAAACAACCCCGUGGAUGAAAAUGGCACCAAGAUUCCUGAUGAAUUUGACAGCGAUCCAAUUCUGGUUCAGCAGUUGCGCCGGACAUACAAAUACUUCAAGGAUUACAGACAGAUGAUCAUCGAGCCCACCAGUCCCUGCCUUCUCCCAGACCCUCUGCGGGAGCCCUACUACCAGCCACCUUAUACACUGGUCCUGGAGCUCACCGGGGUCCUUCUGCAUCCGGAGUGGUCGCUGGCCACUGGCUGGAGGUUUAAGAAGCGUCCAGGCAUCGAGACCUUGUUCCAGCAGCUUGCCCCUCUGUAUGAAAUAGUCAUCUUCACAUCAGAGACUGGCAUGACUGCAUUUCCACUCAUUGAUAGUGUGGACCCCCACGGCUUCAUCUCUUACCGUCUGUUCCGGGACGCCACCAGAUAUAUGGAGGGACACCAUGUGAAGGACAUCUCGUGUCUGAAUCGGGACCCAGCCCGAGUAGUAGUCGUGGACUGCAAGAAGGAAGCUUUCCGCCUACAGCCCUUCAAUGGUGUCGCCUUGCGGCCCUGGGAUGGCAACUCAGAUGACCGGGUCUUGCUGGACCUGUCUGCCUUCCUCAAGACCAUCGCGCUGAACCAAGUGGAGGAUGUCCGGACUGUGCUGGAGCACUAUGCUCUAGAGGAUGACCCAUUGGAGGCAUUCAAACAGCGGCAGAGCCGGCUUGAACAGGAGGAGCAGCAGCGCCUGGCGGAGCUCUCCAAGUCCAACAAGCAGGGCCUCUUCUUUGGCUCACUCACCAGCCGCCUGUGGCCUCGAUCCAAGCAGCCCUGACUACUAGGCUUCCUCAGAGACUUGGUGCCUGGGCCUCAGGCCCCAGCCCUCAGAGCAAGGUUUGGACAGCUAUGUGUCCAAUAAAGCGAGUCCCAGAUGCCACAA
Messenger RNA from Rattus rattus (black rat), 1187 nucleotides. It is a transcript of the gene Timm50, whose product is annotated as translocase of inner mitochondrial membrane 50. The transcript is spliced from 11 exons. The record is from RefSeq and is a predicted model, not a curated record. Gene Ontology annotation, molecular function: phosphoprotein phosphatase activity. The coding region runs from base 21 to 1082 and encodes 353 amino acids. Lineage: Eukaryota; Metazoa; Chordata; Mammalia; Rodentia; Muridae.